AUGUCUUUGCUUCCUGGAGAUGUUCCUGGAGCUGUUCUACAGGACAAUGUGUCAUUGGAAGAUCAUUCUGUUCUGGAACUUAAAAGGUGGCUAGAAUGUAGAGGACUGAAAAAGCAGGGAACCAAAGAGGAGCUUAUCAAAAGGAUUCAUAACUGUAUACAGGCAGGAAAUGAGUCCAAAAUAUUCCUUGGGAUUGAUGGAGGAAAAUGGUAUGAUGCCAAAAGAAAUCUUCAGCCUAUUCAGCCAGGAACAAGCAAUGCAUAUGACCAAUGUACUUCUGAUGAUAUAUUUUGGGAUAACUUUCCAAGCAGUACCAUACCCCAAUUUUUCAAUAAGGGGCAUAUCUACACCUAUAUAAUAGGUGAAAAUAUUGAAAAUGAAGAUCCUGAGGUGGAGGUUACUGAAGAUAAAACAUAUACAACAGUUAAACCAUUCAGGAGAGGCCAUCAAUAUGUCAGUAGUCAACACAUAAGUGAAGUCCAAGAUGGAUGUUCUGGAAAUGCUUAUGUGUGUAAAUGCAAAUGCUUAUCAUCAUUCCAAAAAGCCAUAAAAUACAAUGUAAGAGUGAUGCUAAAUAAGACCUCUGGAGCCAUAAUGAAGGGCAUUUGUGAGUGCAAGCAAUCUUCACUAGGCAAAUGCAGCCAUGUUACUGCACUUCUAUUAUUCAUUUGGGAGCAUGUGCAGAAAUUUGGCUAUGCUAAAAUUGUGGGAACAAGCAAACCACGUGAAUGGGGGCUUGGAACACAAAAACGCAGCCCUGGUGCCAUCAAGGAGAAAUCUUAUCCAAUCAAGAAAUAUAAAAUGACCCAAAGAUCAAUAUUUGAUCCAAGACCAGCAACAUAUUUACGUAAUCCUGAUUUGAAUCAGUUUAUAUCUGAUUUACAGAAGACUGGCAACAAUCCAAUGUUCCUGUCAAUUUUCAAAUUGAAAUAUGAAGACUUUCAGUAUGAUGAGGAUGAGCUUUCAAUCAUCAAACUUCAGGACUGCAAACAACACGACAUUGCAUAUUCACAGAACACGUCUUUGGAAGAACGUCAUAAAGCGGAUUUGGUGUUGGAGAACGCUGCCUGGGAACGUGUGAGGUCGAGAGACGCCAAGUUCGGUGAAAGAGCUGCAGCAUUAGUAGUUACUUCCGGGAUUAAGAAAUCUAAACGUGACGAUGCAGAAGCUGGUGCUACCCACUUUGAUAACACGAGCAUAGUUAGUAUCAGAUUAGCCCUUAAUGGUGAAUAUUGGCCUAAUGAGAGAAUGCAGCUGGAUUUCGCUAAACAAGACUACACCCUUGCUUACUACAACUAUACCAGGUUCUAUUCGAGCUAUUCACAUUCGACGGAGGUUCACCCAAUCUUGGAUUAUGGGGAAUUCAAACAGCAUGCAUUAUUUGUGAUUGAUUGCUCGAGGCAGGAAGAGACCAUGAAAUCAUCGACAGUUGAUAUAAAGCUGGAAAUCGAAGCCGAUAAAGGAUUCCCUGCUGACACCAAAGCCUAUUGCAUCAUCGUACAUGACUGCCUGCUAGAGUACUUCCCUCUAACGGAAGUCGUCAGAACCUUGAUUUGA
This is a messenger RNA of Phaedon cochleariae (mustard beetle), 1557 nucleotides long. The record is from the annotation of a GenBank genome assembly. Lineage: Eukaryota; Metazoa; Arthropoda; Insecta; Coleoptera; Chrysomelidae.